This is a messenger RNA of Miniopterus natalensis, 924 nucleotides long. RefSeq names its product solute carrier family 25 member 47 (gene SLC25A47). The record is from RefSeq and is a predicted model, not a curated record. Gene Ontology annotation, cellular component: mitochondrion. Gene Ontology annotation, molecular function: transmembrane transporter activity. NCBI's taxonomy places the organism in Eukaryota, Metazoa, Chordata, Mammalia, Chiroptera, Miniopteridae. Gene Ontology annotation, biological process: transmembrane transport.
AUGGAUUUUGUUGCUGGAGCCAUCGGAGGCAUCUGCGGUGUUGCUGUGGGCUACCCCCUGGACACGGUGAAGGUCAGGAUCCAGACGGAGCCCAAGUACACAGGCAUCUGGCACUGCGUCCGGGACACCUACCUCCGAGAGCGGGUGUGGGGAUUCUACAGGGGCCUCUCGCUGCCCGUGUGCACGGUGUCCCUGGUCUCGUCCCUGUCGUUCGGCACCUACCGCCACUGCCUCUCGCACAUCUGCCGGGUCCGGUAUGGCAGUGCCGACGCCAAGCCCGCCAGGACCGACAUCACGCUCUCGGGCUUCGCCUCGGGCCUCGUCCGGGUGUUCCUGACCUCGCCUACCGAGGUGGCCAAGGUCCGCCUGCAGACGCAGACGCAGCAGCAGCGGCGAUCCUCAGCCUCCUGGCCCUCGGCAGCGCCCCCCAUGUGUCCUGCGCCCCCUUCGGGCCUGGUGCCUGGGCCCAAGUACCGGGGGCCGCUGCACUGCCUGGCCACGGUGGCCCGUGAGGAGGGCCUGCGGGGCCUCUACAAGGGCAGCUCUGCCCUGCUCUUCCGCGAGGGCCACUCCUUCGCCACCUACUUCCUCUCCUAUUCCAUCCUCAGCGAGUGGCUCACCCCUGCAGGCCACAGCCAGCCAGAUGUCUUGGGUGUGCUGCUGGCCGGUGGCUGUGCAGGGGUCCUGGCCUGGGCUGUGGCCACCCCCAUGGACGUGAUUAAGACCCGCCUGCAGGCCGAUGGGCAGGGCCAGCAGCGCUACCGGGGCCUCCUGCACUGCAUGGUGACCAGUGUGCGAGAGGAGGGGCCACGGGUCCUUUUCAAGGGGCUGACGCUCAACUGCUGCCGGGCCUUCCCUGUCAACAUGGUGGUCUUUGUCGCCUACGAGGCCGCGCUGAGUCUCUCCCGGGGCCUGCUCAAAUAG